GCCUGUGUGAUCACCUCAAAUCCUUGGAACCAAGAGAUUACUCCCCAUAACUGCAGUGGUCGAGACUACAUUAUCAACCACCAUCUCGUAACAUCUACCGGUGGCUUUAUUAAACGUGUUUUGGAUAGACAAUCUUUAUUGGUAAGCCUGCCUAUCAAUACGUUAACGUUAUAGAUAGCUGUCAUUUUCCUGGUUGAGCAACGAUGAAGACAACGUAGCCUAUCAGACUUUACUAAACUGAGUGCUGCCCCAUGUGGACGAAUUGAGUGAAGAGCUGUGCCCAGUGUGUGUGUGUGUGUGGUGUCGAGGGUGAUGAGAGACGUCAUGGCCACCCUCAGCAGUGUCUCGGCCUCUGAAGCCGCCCGAAGGUCUCAGCCCAGAGCGGGGCGCCCACUGAAGGGAGGUGCACCGACGGAGGGAGACGCGGAGGCUGAGUUGGGGCUGGGGGACGACUGCAGCGCAGUGAUGGAGUUCUUCCAGAUAUGCGACGCCGAACAUAAGGGCUUCAUCACCCGACGGGACAUGCAGAAGCUGAAUGGACAACUUCCUCUUAGCGCGGAUGACCUAGAGAACGUUUUCGAUACUCUGGAUGCUGAUGGCAAUGGGUACCUCACCCUGGACGAGUUCUCCUCUGGAUUCAGUGAGUUCUUGUUCGGCCAGGGAGUGUCCGUGUCGGAGCUGGGGGAGGAGGUGUCUGUGGACGGGGCCACCCCGGAGUCCUUCUACCAGAGCCACUGGGACGAGCAUCUGUCGGGGGGAGGCGCGGAGGAGGAGGAGGAAAGGCAUUUCUGCAUGCUGAUGGAGAGCCUGGGGGCCAGCCACGUGUUUGAGGACCCAGUGGAGGUGCGUAGCCUGUGGGCCCAGCUGCGGCGGGACGAGCCUCACCUGCUGGCCAACUUUGAGGAGUUCCUAGCGCGGGUCACGCAGCAGAUCAAGGAGGCCACUCAGGAGAAGAGAGAGAUGGAGAGCGCUCUCAAGAGGAAAGCGGCAACGCAUGAUGACGAGAUUCACCGUUUGUACGAGGAGAUGGAGCUGCAGAUUAAAAAUGAGAAGGACCGCAUCCUUAUGCAGGACUCGGAGCGGUUCCUGUCGCGCAGCCAGGAGCUGGAGGAGCAGCUGUCCAGCAAGGAGAGUGAGCUGGACCACCUGUUCCAGAAACAGAGGAGGUUGGAGGGCCAGUGUAGGGAGCUGAGUAGCGAGCAGCAGGAGACGCGGGUGGAGAACGCCAAGCUGCGGCAGACCAACGAGGAGCUGCAGCAGGAUCUGGAGCUCACCGCCCAGGAGCUGGGCCUGGCCCAGGAGCAACUCGGCCUCCUGCAGGAGCAGGCAGCACAGCUGCACCAGGAGAGAGAGCUCGAGAUGUACCGAGUCACUGAAGGGCUGCAGAGGGAACGGGCCAGUCUGCUGAAACAGCUAGACCUGCUGAGGGAAAUGAACAAACACCUUCGGGAUGAGAGAGAUAUGUGCUAUCAGAAACCCAAGAGUUUGUCCUGGAGUCAGAGGUCGGCUUCCCUCAGCUCUAGAUACUCGGAGCGGAAGGCAUCCUUAAAGAGUGAUACAGAGGAAGAGGAAGUCCCUCCCCACUCUAAGAGGAAGAGCAUGAUGGGAAUGAAUGGCCACAAUGCUCCCGUUGGGCAGGAGAACCUGCCACUCAACCCUGCUCCCCACAGACACCUGCAGCGCAUCAUCUCCAUAGAGGAGGACCACCUGCCUGACCUCCUGCAGGAGGACCACAGGCCUCAGCUCCAGCAGUGGAGCGAAGAGGAGGACUUGGAGGAUGGCAUUGACCUGCAGAUGAGCAACAUCUACCCUCCCCGGUCCAGCACCCCCAGCUCUGAGAGCCGCCGCUCCCACACCCCCAUAUCCCCCCGCCACCAGCCCAUCGGCAAGGAAACCGCAAGCGACGUUGAAAAGACGCCCUGCGCUGCUCCAGACCGUCUCUUUAAGAUCGUCCUGGUGGGCAACUCGAGUGUGGGGAAAACCUCCCUGCUGCGCCGCUUCUGCAACGACAGCUUUCACCCCGGCACCUCAGCCACCGUAGGUAUCGACUACAGUGUGAAGACCAUUACUGUGGAUGGCAGCCAGGUGGCGCUACAGAUGUGGGACACAGCGGGUCAGGAGAGGUAUCGCAGCAUCACCAAGCAGUUUUUCCGCAAGGCUGACGGAGUGGUGGUCAUGUAUGACAUCACAGCCCAGCAGACGUUCACUGCAGUGCGACAGUGGCUGACCAGUGUGCAGGAAGGGGCAGGUGAGGACAUUCCUAUUAUGCUCUUGGCCAAUAAAACUGACCUGGAGGGGAAGAGAGAGGUGCAGGAGUGCAUGGGCGAAUCAUUAGCCAAGGAGCUGCAGCUCAUUUUCUACGAGUGCAGUGCUCGCUCUGGACACAGCGUGACUGAGGCCAUGGUCCACUUAGCACGGCUUCUGAAGGACCAGGAGGACCGGGAGAAGGAGAAGACGGUGGAGCUCCAGGGGAGCCCCAAAAAGAAGCGGUCCUGCUGCUAGCGCUCGUCCUCCACCAGGUGGCGUCCAGCCCAGCACCCCCCAAACACCCCAGCACCCCAGCACGCUCACACAACCACCACGCCCACCUGGCCCUGCACACUACUGUACAACGUCCCUGUUGUGCUCAGUUUUCGCUGUUCUGUGUACUGUAUGGCGGAAAGGAACCAGGCCAGGAGGCGCCAGGCUUUUACAUGGACCUGGCCCAUAUCUGGUGGUUUGGCGUGACCGAAGCUGUUCCAGAAUCAGUUUGGGGUUUAGGCUAGAGACCUGUGGGCACAUGAUCUUGAUGUUUGUGCAGACGUUUGGGGGCUAUACUCUCUGUUAAGCACCCAUUUUCAUGGACACCAUUUAAAUUGUUCAAUGUGGUCAUAAACUGUACAGACCUCUUCUUUUGGAUUUCAAAUAGGCAUUUGCUCGGAUGCAGUUGGUAGCUGUGAACUCAGUGUGCAGCAGUUCAGUAGUUCAGCUAACAGGAGCAGAUCAGAAAGGUAUUAUUUUCAAAUGACUGCAACCCAGAGAGAGAGGGUGUGUGCAAAAACAAACAAAAGCUAAUUAUUGAACCCAAAAUGCCUCUCAAGUUUUAUCUUUUUGUUUGUGUUUAUAAAUGUAAAAAUGUAAAAAAAAAAUGUUUUAGAAAUGUGUGAAAAACAAACCUAACCUGUUAACACCUAAGCAGUACCCAGGGAUACACUAACACACACACACACACACACACACAGACACACACACACACACACACACACACACACACACACACACACACCGAUACACACGCACAAACAUGCUAAAGACAGAAAGGCUACACGUGUGGCAUUCAACACCUCAUCCCCUCAAAUGAUCCACUCUGGGCUUAUUUCUCUAAUCCUAAUGACAUUUUAGAGCUGAGACGCUCCUCUCAUAAUAAGACUUGUCUGAGUAAUUGGUGUCUAAUGUGGAUUUAAUGAUGUUUGCUGGAGCGCUCUGCACCAGGGAGACCCAGAGAGGGAAAAUGUGUUUGUCUGCAUGUGUUUGUCACGACUUGAGACACGCAGACAAAACCGUUGCGCUGCACUCGUUUUUUGGGAAUAUUUAUUGCUGUGGGCUUUUAACACACAGCCUUGUCACGCAGCUUGGUCGCCUUUGUCUUAACCAAUGUGCUCACAAUGUGUCGGGGGAACAAUAUGGUUGAACGUGUUCAGUAAGUUGUAAACACGCAAGCACCAAAGUGUCAAAGUAUUAAAUGUAAUCUUCGGUGAGUUUUUAUUUAAUAUUCCAAAGUUGUGUAUACUAACCAGAGUUAAAGUUAAAGUCAGAAAGUCCUGUAGAGCUCUGUGGAGUCUGCUAGGUAAGGGUGGUAAUGAAGUAUCAUAGGGAAACGCUUGAUUAUUUGGAUGGGUUUUAUGGAGGACACACAACCUUUAAGAAGUCUUAACACGUCUUGUUUGUACAUGUGCUGUAUGUGAUCGUGAGGUGGUGGUGCGGGUGAGACUUCAGAGUAGUGACUGCAUUACCGGCUCCAAGAGCAACAAAUUCCUGAACUGUAAGGCCUGUUUAUUUAUUAAUUGUUUGUUUUUUUGUUUGUUUUUGUAACAGUAGCUAAGCGGCAUUCCUUAAUGGACUCUGUCAUGCACAGUGAGUGGUGUCUUGUUCUGUAUUCUGAUGUACACCUAGUACUGUACCUUAGCUCCCCAGAUCGCUGCAGAUUCAGACAGAUUUCUUCUGACAACAGUCAGUCCCGGUGGUGGCGGGUGUGGAGGUGUAAAGGUAGUGUGCACUGUUAAAAAAAAAUGGUUGGCGUACUCCGCACACUGUACGUCAGUCAAGUCAUCUUUGUUGCUUUGACUUGAGUUGUGUCCAUGUGUAGUUUCGGGUUUAUAGAGAGUGCUAAUCUUCUUUUUACAGAGCUAUGCCGUGUAGUGUCGGGUUUAUAGAGUACUUAUCUUUUUUCAGUGAGUACUGAACACAGUGUAUAUGCACUUUGGCCACGUUAAACAAACUCAUCUCUCACUUUAUGUAAAUGGACUUUGUGUAAUAUUACUGUGCACAUGAAUGUAUUUGUAGGAAAUGUAAAUAAAUAAUAAUAUUGUACUGUAUGGUUUUAAUUGUUGAAAAAUAUGAAAAUAAAGAGUUUCCUUUUAAGAUCAACA
Messenger RNA from Sardina pilchardus (European sardine), 4628 nucleotides. RefSeq names its product calcium release activated channel regulator 2Aa (gene cracr2aa). The record is from RefSeq and is a predicted model, not a curated record. Gene Ontology annotation, molecular function: GTPase activity; calcium ion binding; GTP binding. Lineage: Eukaryota; Metazoa; Chordata; Actinopteri; Clupeiformes; Clupeidae. Gene Ontology annotation, biological process: vesicle-mediated transport. The transcript is spliced from 19 exons. The coding region runs from base 313 to 2502 and encodes 729 amino acids.